UUAAAGAUUUCAUCUUCUCUAGGGUUUUGGUUUUCAUUUACCGCCCAUUACCUGUUUGUUAAAAUGCCCAACUGGGUUUUCUUCCCACGUCUUGCCAUUCCUGAUAUCAAUUUACGCGCAGGUAAUCGGUGUUGAUGAUGUUACUUCAAGUCUUCAACUGUUUACCCAAUUGAAACAAAGAACUAGUUAAUCUUAAUCACAUGGGUAGACUUCUGUUCUUGAAAACGGAAGGAUUUGGGAGAAAAAUACAACAUAGGCAUGUGCUUUGGCAAAUGGCGAGUGAAUUGCGAUGGUGUUGGAUUCUAAUUGCCAAAUUUUAUUAUCUUGGUUUCGUCUUUGAUCCUCCCUCAAUUCCAACAAAGGAGCCAUAUGUUGACUUUAGAUGUCGAAUGGGUUUAAUUUUCAACUGUGAAACUUUUAAUUGCAUCAAACAUUAAAACUAGUGGUGGAGAUAAUUGGUGUUGGAUUUGCACCCUAUCUAUAUACUUUUGAACAGCAAGCUGGAACUGGAUUGUAUUUCAAUAGAUGUAUGAUCUAGGCUGCACAUUUAAUGAGGAUUCCAAGAAAGCUUGAGGUUUGGAGAUUAGGCAGAGUCAGUUACUUGGAAGCACUCAAACUACAGGAAAAGCUGGCUUCCGAUAGGAAAAUGAGUAAGAUUCCUGAUACCCUUUUGUCGUUACAACACCCUUCUACAUACACCCUUGGAAAACGCCGAACUGAUCACAACUUACUAGUUCCUGAAUCUGAACUAAAAAACAUGGGUGCUGAACUGUACUACACACAGAGGGGAGGAGAUAUCACAUUUCAUGGCCCUCAUCAAGCCAUCUUAUACCCUAUUCUUUCCUUAAGAGAUAUCGGGCUCGGUGCUAGGAAAUACGUAGAAAAUCUUGAGUCAACCAUGAUCGAAUUAGCGGCUCUAUAUGGUGUCAAAGCUGAUGGUCUAAGGAAAUUGGAGACCGGAGUGUGGGUUGGGGAGAGAAAGAUAGGUGCAAUCGGGGUUCGAAUUUCUUCUGGGAUAACGUCUCAUGGAUUGGCAUUUAAUAUUGAUCCUGAUUUGAGGUACUACAAGCAUAUUGUUCCUUGUGGGAUUUCUGAUAAAGAAGUUACUUCUUUGAGGAGGGAGACUGAUAUGGUGCUACCUGAUGAACAAGUGAUCCAGGACCAGUUGGUUUCUUGUUUUGCUAGAUUAUUUGGUUAUAGUGAUAUUAUUUGGAGGAAUGGAUCAUCAAUAUUGUAGACAGUGAUUCAAAUCAGACAUAACCCAAGUGUGUAGAUCGAGGGUGGAAUGUUUUAAUGAAUAAAGUUUUGAUUUUUAAAACAGCAUGAUGGUUUUUUACAGUAAUUAUUUGAUGUGAA
Messenger RNA from Cynara cardunculus var. scolymus (artichoke), 1356 nucleotides. Its product is annotated as octanoyltransferase-like. The record is from RefSeq and is a predicted model, not a curated record. Gene Ontology annotation, cellular component: mitochondrion. Lineage: Eukaryota; Viridiplantae; Streptophyta; Magnoliopsida; Asterales; Asteraceae. The transcript is spliced from 2 exons. The coding region runs from base 551 to 1237 and encodes 228 amino acids. Gene Ontology annotation, biological process: protein lipoylation. Gene Ontology annotation, molecular function: lipoyl(octanoyl) transferase activity.